Messenger RNA from Nelumbo nucifera (sacred lotus), 1698 nucleotides. NCBI's taxonomy places the organism in Eukaryota, Viridiplantae, Streptophyta, Magnoliopsida, Proteales, Nelumbonaceae. The record is from RefSeq and is a predicted model, not a curated record.
AUGGAAAACAGAAACGAAGAAGAAGAGCUCGACUUGCUUUUGGGCGAGAUCACGUUCGCCGAAUCCCCAAUUUUACGUGAUAACCGUUCCUAUCUCCUCCAUCAACAACUCCCUCGCCGCAACAAUUCAUCCGUAAAUGCAAUCCAAACCCUCACCGGUCCGUCUCUCGAGUCGGCCUUUGGUCGUCUCAAUCUUUCCACCGCCGCUUCUUCUCAACAGUCUUCUUUUCGUUCCAUUGUUCCCCGCGGUUACGAUGGUGUAAUCGGAAAUCCUAUGACAAAUUCAACCUCGAUCGGCCAGGGACUCCUGCAUUUGUCCUUUCAGCAGAUGCAACAAAAUACAAUCGAUUUGCAUCGAUUGAGACUUCAAGAUGCCGUUAUGGGGCAAACGACUGCGUUUAUGCGUGGUACCCCUACUCUCCGCGCUGAAACUUCCAACAGUUUCCCACUGAAUCGAUCCACUUCAACAUUUUUGAGUAGAGAAGGAGAAGUCAAGGCGGCUGCAUCAGUUACGUCAUUCGAAAAUGGAUAUAGGGAACCUUUUUAUAAUUGUUAUUCUAGGAAUCAAAGCUGCUUUAAGCUUAAAAGACCAUCUCCCAGAGAAUCCAUCAACUGUUUCCUGACCAGGCCCUGUUCUAACGGAAACGGGUUCCACCUAGACUCUGAAGCGCAUUGCGGAGGAGGAGUGAUAAAUGGGUCGUUGUUUGAAUCGGAGAAUUCAAAUGCAGACCAGAACCCAUAUUGUAAUCGCCAUUUUCAACAGUACUUAUCUUUGGAAGAAUUAAGGGGACAUAUAUUGGAGGUGGCCAAGGAUCAACGUGGGUGUCGAUUCUUGCAGAAGAAAUUUGAGGAGGGAAACGAAGAGGAUAUCAAGAUGAUCUUCUCGGAGGUUAAAGACCACGCAAACCAAUUAAUGGUGGAUCCAUUCGGGAAUUACCUCGUUCAGAAGCUUAUAGAAGUAUGCAAUGUAGAGCAGAGAACAGAAAUUCUUCACGCCGUUACCAGAGAGGAAUUCGAACUUGUUACUAUAUGCCUUAAUCCUUACGGAACUCGCGCAGUUCAGAAAUUGUUGGAGCAUCUCACUACUCCGCAGCAGAUUUCCCGCGUCAUGUCAGCUUUGAGGCGUGGUGCGGUCACUUUAACCAAUAACACAAAUGGCCAUCAUUAUCUUUUGAAUGCAGUAGCAGAUCACUCUGUUGAGAUUGCAACAGAUCGCAGUGGCUGUUGCGUAUUGCAGCAAUGUUUAGCACAUGCCAAGGGGGAACCUAGGGAGCGCCUUAUUGCUGAAAUUACUGAAAAUGCAUUGCUUCUAUCACAAGAUCCUUUUGGCAACUAUGUAGUGCAGUACAUACUGGAUAUGCAUAUACCAAAUGUUACGGAGAAUAUACUAAAUCAGCUUCAUGGAAGUUUUGUGUCCCUCUCUUUGCAAAAGUUUGGGAGCCAUGUGGUGGAGAAGUGUUUGAAGUAUUCAGGAGUAGAGCAAUCUACACGGAUUAUCAGGGAGUUGCUUAAUAGUCGUGACUUUUUUAUGCUUCCGCAGCAUGAAUAUGGAAACUAUGUUGUCCAGUCUGCCUUAAUGGUAUCCAAGGGGCAUAUCCGUUCAGCACUUAUUGCUAGUCUGGUUCAGAUGCAUUUUCCUUCCAUGUGUAGCAGUCCUUAUGGGAAAUGGAUCAUGCAAUGGAUCAACGCAAACAAGUAA